This is a messenger RNA of Apis dorsata (giant honeybee), 1691 nucleotides long. Its product is annotated as isoaspartyl peptidase/L-asparaginase-like. NCBI's taxonomy places the organism in Eukaryota, Metazoa, Arthropoda, Insecta, Hymenoptera, Apidae. The transcript has 4 exons. Gene Ontology annotation, molecular function: hydrolase activity. The record is from RefSeq and is a predicted model, not a curated record. Bases 39 to 1397 code for a protein of 452 amino acids.
CUCAUUGCUCGUUGAAUUUGAUGAACUUCUAACUGUAGAUGUUGUGUCCCUUCCUACAAAAAAAAACAUUUGCAUUUGUUUUAAUUACUUCUUUUUAUCUAAAUCAAAUGAUCGUUAAUUUACAAAAAUUAAUUCUUUCUUAUAAAAUUUUAUGUUAUAUAUUCAUAAUGUGUGAUUAUUGUUCGUGGAUCGAUCAAAUUUUAACAAGAAUUAGAAAUGAAAUAAAACCAGAGAAAAAGAAACGUCGUGUCUACGUAGAUCCUGUUAUAAUAGUGCAUGGAGGUGCAGGAAAAAUUCCUCGUAACAAACGUAAACAUAUACUCCUUGAGGUUAAAAAUGCAGCAAUUGAAGCAUAUAGCGAUCUUAUUAACGGUCGAUCAGCAGUGGAUGCGGUAGAAAAAGCAAUUUCUUAUAUGGAAAGUAGAUCAUUAUUUAAUUGUGGAAAAGGAGGUUCUUUAGAUAUUAAUAAUGAAGUUGUCAUGGAUGCUGCUAUAAUGACAACAAAAGAUGCUGGAUGCGUAGGUGCUGUACGUGAUAUAGAACAUCCGAUUUCUUUAGCACGAAAAGUGUUAGAAAAAACGGAACACAUCUUAAUUGUUGAAAAAGGAGCUCAAAAAUUUGCAUUAGAUCACGAAAUUCCAAUUUUACCGCCAAGUAGUUUACGUGAAUUCUCUUCAUUAAGUUCAUUCAAAUCCAUAAGUGAAUCAUUUGAAAAUGAACAAGAAGAAUGUGAAAUAAACGAAUUGAAAAAUGAAAAAAAUGAAAAAAAUGAAAAAAAUGAAAAAAAUGAAGAAAAUGAAAAAAAAAAAUGUGAUUCAAAUUGCGUUAUAUAUCGAUAUGAAGAAGGCGAAGUAUAUCCUCGUGAAUUAUCUGAUGAUGAUGUAGAUAUCGUAGAUGAACCAAUAAUUUUACAAAUUGGUGCAGUUGGAGUAGUUGCAUACGAUCGUAAGAAACGACUUGCAAGUGGAACAUCGACAGCGGGAGAAUCUGGAAAACCAGUUGGUUCUGUAAGUUCAAUCGGUACCGUAAUUGGUUGCGGCAUUUAUACAAACGAACUUGGCUGUACUUCUGUUUCUGGUAAUGAUUCUAGUAUCUAUUGCUAUGCACCAGCACGUAAAAUAAUUAGAAAGUUAUCUGAAGAUAUAUGUAUAACUAGUGCAGUAAACAGUGUACUGCAGAACUUCGAAAUGGAAACUGGAGAUUCUCAUGUAGGUGCUAUUGCAUUAGACGCAAAAGGAGAACCUUGUAUUUCUUUCAGAUGUAUACAUUUUCCAUGGGCUUUUUGUGAAAAAGGUUAUGUUUAUUAUGGAAUGGUAAAAAAUGAAAAAUAUAGAGAAAAAAUAACUAUACUUGAACGACCUUUGGACUGUAUGUGCUUAAGUUCUGAUGAAGAGUAAAAAAAAUAUUUGAUUUUAUAUUAUAUCGACAUAUAUUAUAUUAUGUGUUAUAUUAUAUAUAUUCAAAUUUAUUUGUAUAAAGAUUUAUUUUUAAUAAUAUUAAUUUUAUUUGAUUUGGAUUAUAUAUUAGUAUCUUAUUAUUUUAAAGCUAAUAUUCUUACGUACUGGAAAUAUAAUACUUUCGUUUGAAUCGUAUAUCCCAUACAUAGAAAAUGCGGGUGUACGACCCUUGAAGGUACUUCCGAAAAGUUUGUCCAUUUCUAACAACAUAGAAUAAAUCUCAUCUCGUCGCAA